Molecule: messenger RNA, 768 nt
Organism: Solanum tuberosum (potato)
Lineage: Eukaryota; Viridiplantae; Streptophyta; Magnoliopsida; Solanales; Solanaceae
Product: nucleoside diphosphate kinase
Exons: 4
Coding region: 153-599 (148 amino acids)
Biological process (GO): CTP biosynthetic process; GTP biosynthetic process; UTP biosynthetic process
Molecular function (GO): nucleoside diphosphate kinase activity
Source: RefSeq, a predicted model, not a curated record
GAAUAUUCCAUCGAACAAUUAGGGUUUACUAUGUAAAGUGUCACCGACCCGUUACCGUAUAAAUACCCCUUCUCCGUCUUUUCACUAAAGUGCCGCGUACUGCUAUUUGUUAAUCCUCACACCAUACUUGAGCAAACAUCAAAGAAGCAAAAAUGGAGCAGACUUUCAUCAUGAUCAAGCCUGACGGUGUCCAACGUGGCCUGGUUGGUGAGAUUAUCGGCAGAUUUGAGAAGAAAGGAUUCUCUUUGAAAGGCUUGAAGCUCAUCACUGUGGACCGUGCCUUUGCUGAGAAGCAUUACGCUGACUUGUCUGCUAAGCCUUUCUUUAAUGGGCUUGUUGAGUAUAUUGUUUCUGGACCUGUUGUUGCUAUGGUCUGGGAGGGUAAGGGUGUAGUUGCCACUGGCAGGAAGAUCAUUGGAGCAACCAACCCCUUGGAGUCGGCUGCUGGUACCAUCCGUGGUGAUUUUGCUAUUGACAUUGGCAGGAAUGUUAUUCAUGGAAGUGAUGCUGUUGAGAGUGCUAGGAAGGAGAUUGCUCUUUGGUUCCCCGAAGGAAUUGCAGAGUGGCAGAGCAGCCUUCACUCAUGGAUCUAUGAAUAGAAAAGUUUUAUGAAUUUAGAACUCUUUCUGUGGUCUUGCCUGUUUGGUUUUAACUUAUGAAUUUUGUAUGUCAUUUGAGUCCAGAAGUUUGGUAUUUGAGACUUAAUGAUGUGAUAUUUGAUCAUUUUGUUUAUGUGUUGCACUUUCAAGUAAGUGUGAGCUUUCAUCA